Cottoperca gobio is the source of this 4479-nucleotide messenger RNA. RefSeq names its product TGF-beta activated kinase 1 (MAP3K7) binding protein 2 (gene tab2). The transcript has 6 exons. The record is from RefSeq and is a predicted model, not a curated record. Bases 415 to 2574 code for a protein of 719 amino acids. Gene Ontology annotation, biological process: positive regulation of protein kinase activity; positive regulation of canonical NF-kappaB signal transduction. Gene Ontology annotation, molecular function: K63-linked polyubiquitin modification-dependent protein binding; ubiquitin binding. NCBI's taxonomy places the organism in Eukaryota, Metazoa, Chordata, Actinopteri, Perciformes, Bovichtidae.
GAUUCGUAUCUGCUGGAAGUGAGGAAAAAGAGAAAAGUGAAGGGCUGUCGAGGGGAGGGGGGGGGGCUGAAGAAGAGGAGCUGUCAAAAAGUUAUUCCCGAGUCUCUGUCAAAAGGCGGAGAGUUGAGGCUCGGUAUCCCUUCACUAACGCUGUUUCGAGGACACACAAGGCCCGGGGCCUCGGUGCGGUUGGUUCUUCGUCUCCCUGGUAGUAGCUGGACUCCUCUCGGCUUCUUCUGUCCCAGCUCCGCGGCCCUCUGGAGGUCCGGCGGCGGUGUCGGGUGUUGAAGGCGGCCCGAAUAGCGGCGGCAGCGGAGACGGAAAGAAGAUGUUCAAGAUAAAGGUGCUUUGCUGCCACGACUGACGCCCCAGUGCGCUUAACAGAAAAAGCAGUCCUGACCUGGCAACAUACGAAUGGCCCAGGGAAGCCACCAGAUUGACAUUCAGGUUUUGCAUGACCUGCGCCAGAAGUUCCCUGAAGUCCCAGAGGGUGUUGUCUCUCAGUGUGUCCUGCAGAACAACAACAACUUAGACGCCUGCUGUGAAUACUUGUCCCAGGUCAGUCCGGGCUACCUGUACAGUGAAGAAGGAAACAUCAGCUUUUCUGACGACCCCAGCUUCAUCAGGCUUCGUAAUCACAUGACCCAGCUGAACCUGGGCCUACAGUCUCAGAAUGUGCAUGUGGCCCCGGUUCGGGACGGCCUGAGAAUGAACGGCAGUCGGACUCUGGCCCACAGCCUGAGUGACGGGCCCCUGCAGACAGGCCAGGCCCCCAACAGUGACUUCUUUCAGCAGGAGCCACAGUCAGCCCCAGUGCAGGUGCCCUCCAGCAUCAAUGUAUUUGGUGUGAUGGAGCCCACCCGUAAACCGCAGCCUCCACAGCACCUGGGACUCUACCCUCUGGGUGGCAAAGGAACGACUAUGGGUGUCCAACAGACACCACGCUUCAACCCCAUUACCGUGACGCUAGCCCCCCAUAUCCAGACAGGACGGAACACCCCCACUUCUUUACACAUACACGGCGGCCCACAAUCGGGCCUCAGCAGUCCACAGGGUAACUCUAUCUACAUCCGGCCCUAUGUUAGCCAGUCUGCUACGAGCCGGCAGAACCAGCAACAGGGAGGGAGGGCCCAGUACAGCCCCACCUCCCAGCCUCAGCAGCAGAUCUACCAGAUCUCACACCCCUCCUCCCUGUCCGGCUCCUGGACCGGCCCUCAGCACGCCUCCUCCUCACAUACCUCACAGCACCAGACCUCUCACGUCUAUAUGCCAAUCAGCUCCCCCACAAACCCACAGGCACCCUCUAUUCUUCCCACUGCAAGCCAGGCCUCUUCCUCAUGCUCUUCUUCCUCCUCCUCGGUCAUGCCCACCUCCCUGUCGACCAUCAGCCAGUACAACAUCCAGAACAUCUCCACUGGCCCGCGAAAGAAUCAAAUAGAGAUCAAACUUGAAUCUCCCCAGAGGAGCAACUCCACAACCACAACAGCCGUGCUGCGGACUAGCGGAGGGCCUCGCUCCUCCUCCACGUCCUCCUCCUGCCCUUCCUCUUCAUCCUCUUCAACUGGAGUGGCUACGGUCCCCACCACCCCUCUCUCCAUCGGAGGCCCAGGUCUGAGCCGCAGCCAGCCCACUGUUUACAUCUCUGCCAGCCCGCCUACUGCUGCUACUGCUCCCUCUGAGGAGGCCAUCAUAGCCUCAGCCGGCUCCCGCUCCCAACCCAAGUUUUACAUUUCUGCCAAUACCUCCAGCGACGACAGUGGGGGUAGGAACCCUCCCACAGUCUACAUCUCAGCCAAUCCUCCCAUGCAGGGGCCCUCAGGGGCCAGGAAUAUGGGGGGCCAAGUGAGCAUGGGCCCCGCCUAUAUCCACCAUCAUCCACCUAAGUCCCGUGCCUCUUUAGGAGGGGGAGGCACAGCUUCCUCCCCACGUGUUGUAGUGACUCAGCCCAAUACCAAAUACACUUUUAAAAUCACAGUGUCCCCCAAUAAGCCCCCGGCUGUGUCCCCUGGAGUCGUGUCCCCAACUUUUGAGCCCAACAACCUCCUCAGUCUCCCCUCAGACCACCACUUUGUUGAGCCCGACCCCCUCCAUCUCUCAGACCCGCUGUCGCCACACAGAGAGAGGCCAAGCGAGCCGCGCAGACUCAGCAUGGGCUCUGAUGAUGCAGCAUACACACAAGCGCUGCUGGUCCAUCAGAAGGCCCGUAUGGAGAGGCUGUGGCACGAGCUGGAGCUGAAGAAGAAGAAGCUGGAGAAGCUAAAAGAGGAGGUCAACGAGAUGGAGAACGACCUGACCAGGAGACGGCUGGAGAGAUCCAACUCGGCCUCCCAAAUUCCUUCUAUUGAGGAAAUGAAGCAGUUGCGAUGCAAAAACAGGUUACUGCAGAUUGACAUUGACUGCCUCACCAAAGAAAUUGAUCUCCUUCAAACAAGAGACCCGGGCAGUAAGAUUGUGAAGCCCAUGGCAGACCAGGAGGAAGACGAGGGGACGCAGUGGAGCUGCACCGCCUGCACCUUCCUCAACCACCCCGCCCUCAACCGCUGUGAACAGUGCGAGUUCCCGCGGCACUUCUGAGCCAACGAGGCCCCCUCCUCUACCAGACCACAUUAGAAAAGGGCGGUUGUGUUUCUUCUUUUUGCUCGUUGUAUGAGAACUGGGACGGGGCUCAGUCAUUGUGCAUCACGCGUCCUGUUUCCCCUGAUUUUUAUUUUUAUUUUGCCCUCUAAGGUUUGUAGAAUGCUGUCCACUGAAGGCUUGACUGGAUAGUGUUUACAGGUCGUGUUUUUCAUAACGGCUGGCAGAGUCGAAUGAUACCUCACCUUAGAGACUCGGAUGGCGUGGGUGACACUUUAGCCCCGGGGAUACCUCGCUGCUCCCACUUACAGUAUUACAAGUGUGGCCCUGCAGUGUGAUGAGACACACACACACACACACACACACACACACACACACACACACACACACACACACACACACACACACACACACACACACACACACACAGGUGCCAAUGUGCCUUUUGCUGAUUACAUGUUUUAGUUUUUCUUGCUCUGUGGUGGCCUGACCGGGGGAUUUGGAACGGUUCAGCCAUUGCUCUCCAUCUGGUGGGAAAACUAACGGACUUAUCGUGGACUUUAAAGUUUGUUUGCUGUUUCUAGAGGAUGUCAAAGGGGGAAGUGCAGUGUUGCUCACUGCCACUCAAACGUGCAUCUGGUCCUCCCCCUUCAGUAUCCCUCUUCUGUGUCUUCGGUCAUGUGUUAAUGAAAAUGGAAAGAAAAUGGCAUGCUUGUGUACAGUACACAGAGGCAGAAACUCCUGUUGAGCUUUUUACUGUACAUAUUUUAGAAUGUGCCUUGAAAGCCUUCCUCCUCACACUAUGAAUCACUUGUAUUUCCUGUAAGUAUAGCUUUAUAGACUUUAUUAACUUUUUUUUGUCUUGUUUUGUUUCCCUCUUUCAAACAAAUAAGCACCAUGCUCCCUGUUUAAGCUUUUGACCUGAUUUCUGUGAGAGUUGAAGCCUUGCAGAAGGAGAGGAGCAGAGCAGUAAAAAACCUUGCAGUCAUCAUGAAGCUACGUCUGCCCGGUCCGCUCAUCUCUUGUGUAAUUGCUGAGUUUCCUGUGUACGAUCUGCAGAUGCAGCAAAGAGGAAGGCGAUUGAGGAGUCUAUUUUUUUUUUUUUUUUAGGACAACAAAUAUGUCGGGACUGUCGGGGGAGGGAAGGGGUCAAAAAGCAAAAUUACACACUGCCAUCUUAUCUGACAACUGGAAUGUAGGUUUAAUGUUUUGGGGACAGCUACACUUCAGUGCAAAGACACAUUAAUUUUCCAGUCCAAUCAGGAUGUUACUGCUGCUCUGGGAACUGCUGAUUGGGUUAAAAGUUUCCAUGUUGCUGUGCACCUGAAUGAGGUUUUUGUGAGGUAACAAAGGUCAAAGUAUUCCUAUGAUGUAGAAAUAAUCCUAUAACAGAUCACAACUGUCCACUUUGUAUACUCUUAUUUUUAUUUGGCUAAUUUCAUCCUCCUAAGCUUUUAUUGAUGAGGGUGUCUCUAAAGUUUACUUAUUGUCAUUAACUUACCUUAACUGUGGAGUAGAUACUUAGUUUUGUUUUUUCCACACUUGUGAAAUGUUGCCUUGCAUCAGUGCCUUUAGAACUAUUGAAUUUGUAUUGAUAAUCUAUUCUGUCAUAUCAGAGUGCCAUUUGUCAAACCAAAAUUUGAAUAUUGUUUUAACCCAUUUAAAAGUAGAAGAUGAAUUAUUGUCUCUUAAGCACUUACGCCAUACUUUUUCCUUUUUACAAUCCAAAGAAACCAGUUUUCAGCUUUAUCUGCACCUUGGUGUGAAGAGGCAGUUUAUUCAUGUUUUAUUAAAUGGACAAAAAAUAAAUUGGAUAUCUAAAGUGUUUUUUUGAUUUUAGCUGGGAAAACUGUCUUUGUAACAGAUAAGUUAUUUGUAAAAAAUAAUAAAAAAAAUCUAUUCUGA